Molecule: messenger RNA, 2047 nt
Organism: Anolis sagrei ordinatus
Lineage: Eukaryota; Metazoa; Chordata; Lepidosauria; Squamata; Anolidae
Gene: UMPS
Product: uridine monophosphate synthetase
Biological process (GO): 'de novo' pyrimidine nucleobase biosynthetic process; 'de novo' UMP biosynthetic process
Molecular function (GO): orotidine-5'-phosphate decarboxylase activity; orotate phosphoribosyltransferase activity
Source: RefSeq, a predicted model, not a curated record
GAUGGAAGCCUUGGCUUCAGCCUUGCACGCCGCGAGGGCGCUGCGCUUUGGGGAGUUCCUGCUCAAGAGCAGCCUCGUCUCUCCUGUCUACGUCGACCUGCGCGUCAUCGUCUCGGAGCCCAGCUUGAUGAACAAGGUAGCAGACCUCCUUUUUCAAACUGCAGAGGAAGCGAAGCUCCAGUAUGAUUCGGUGUGUGGCGUCCCAUACACAGCUUUGCCAUUGGCGACAAUCAUCUGCUCCACCAAAAAGAUCCCAAUGCUUAUACGGCGAAAGGAAGCUAAAGAUCAUGGUACAAAGCGUCUUGUUGAGGGCACAAUAAACCCUGGAGAAACUUGUCUGAUCAUUGAAGAUGUUGUUACAAGUGGUUCGAGUGUCUUGGAGACAGCGGAGGUCCUUCGGAAAGAAGGGCUGAAAGUGACGGAUGCUAUAGUACUCUUGGAUAGAGAGCAAGGGGGGAAAGCUGUGUUGCAAAAGCAUGGGAUUCGCCUGCACUCGGUGUGUGCCUUGUCUCAAAUUCUCAAGAUCCUUGAGCAGCAGCAGAAAGUCACUCCUGAGAUGGUGACAAGGGUUGAAACAUUCAUUCGGGAGAAUAUUGUUGAACCGUCCAAGCAAAACGGCUUGGCUCCUACCAAAAGGAUAUGCAAGGAAAUGAGUUUUGCUGCUCGGGCAGAGCUACGAGGCAUUCAUCCCCUGGCUGCCCAACUUUUCAGGAUCAUGGAGAAAAAGCAGUCUAACUUAUGCCUCUCUGCUGAUGUGACCACGUCCAAAGAAUUGCUCCAGCUGGCUGAUAACCUGGGCCCCUCCAUCUGUAUCUUGAAAACACAUAUUGAUAUUCUGGGUGAUUUUUCUCAAGAAGUAGUAAAUGAGUUGCGAAAACUUGCAGACCAGCAUGAAUUCUUGAUAUUUGAAGACCGCAAGUUUGCAGACAUUGGAAAUACUGUGAAGCAUCAAUAUGAAGGUGGCAUUUUCAAAAUAGCAUCCUGGUCAGAUAUAGUCAAUGCCCACGCAGUUCCUGGCCCUGGAGUUGUGAAGGGAUUGAAAGAAGUGGGGAAUCCUUUACAACGGGGGUGUCUCUUGAUCGGAGAGAUGAGCUCAGAGGGGUCCUUGGCAACUGGAGACUAUACUAAAGCUGUGGUUAAAAUGGCUGAAGAGCAUGCCGAUUUUGUCUUGGGAUUUAUUUCUGGCUCCAGGAUAGUGGAAAAACCAGAAUUUCUUCACUUGACUCCAGGUGUUCAGAUGCAGACAGGAAGUGAUAACCUUGGGCAAAAGUAUCUGAGUCCUCAAGAAGUUAUUGGUAAAAGACGUUCAGAUAUCAUCAUUGUGGGGCGUGGCAUCUUGUCCGCAUGCAAUCGUUCAGAGGAAGCAGAGGCAUAUAGGAAGCUGGCAUGGGAAAGCUAUUUGCAGAGGAUUGGGGUUGGUGCACAAAUGUAAGCCAAGUGCUGCAUUCCCUUAAGUAAGGCAAUCCUAGAAUCUCACAUGAUUGCCAAGGUAAUUCUUCAUUGUUUACCUGGUGAAUGUGUGUGUUAAAAUGUGCUAAUAUGCAAGCUGCAGUGGUGACACUUAGUGGCAAUGCAUUUAAACAUCUACUUUUCUUGUUUGGCUGAUCCUACAUUUCUAAAAGGAAAUGAAAACACUCCAAAUGGAUUUUUUUUUCUUCUCUUUGCUCUGAGGGAGCCUCAGACAUUAAGGGUGUGAGAGUAGGUAACAUGUUCUCACACGGUGUAUGUAGUUCUUCUUGUCUGGGUUGGAAUGUAAGGACUAAAUGUCGCACAGCUGAGCCCUCUGCUGAGUUUCUCUGUUCAGACUCAAGAUGCUUCAGAUAAUAUCAGAAACAUGUUUGUGUAGGAACUGUGUGCCUUAACUAGGGAAACAGUGCAUUUGGCUACAGUUUAAUGGAUGCCUUUGUGUAUGUAGAGACAAAACAUUCCAUCUUGCUAUGUAGCCCGCUACCUCUUCCUCACUUGGGAAACCUGAAUACUUUGAUUGCAAUUGUCUCAAAGCAAAACAUGCGGCACUUUUUUACAAAAUAAAAUUUGGAAAAAUCAA